UAACAGAGUUGCAAGAGUUGUCUAAAAUGUUGCUGCCGCUGCUGUUGUUGAGCUCUCAAAUGCUUUGCCAAGUCCUGGCAGCUGAUUACGAGAUGCUAAUUGAUGAUCCUGAAAUCUUUACCGAUUGCAAAGAGAAUCCACCAGGUGCAAAAGGUAUUUCUGGCUUAUUCAAUUUGGAUGAAUUGGAGUUAACAUUGGAUGGCGAUAAGAUACAUGUGGCUGGUAAUGCCACAACUGUUUGGGAUAUAGAGCCAACAGAUCGCAUAACGGCAUCCGCACGUCUAUUGCAAUUAGAUCGUGGCAUUUGGCAACCGACUGUCUUUAGCAUUGCCUCGCAGGACUUCUGCGGUAUUAUGUACGAUAAGGAUCAAUAUUGGUUCAAGUAUUGGACCCGCCAUGUUGACGAUAUUGAUACUAUGAAAGGCAAAUGUAUCAAUCAUAAAGGCACAAAACUGAUUCAUUCGCCUUUCGAUCUAAAUAUGGUUUUAAAUAACGUUCGUGGCACCACUUUGCACGGUCGCUAUAAGAUUGUCGUCACCCUGGAGGCCUUUGACGAUGAGAAGAGUGUUAAGCGUCCGGAUAGCAUUUGCGUAGAGAUCAUUGGCGAUUGUGAGAGGCUGUGAGCGUUUUUGCAUUCUUCAUCGAUCUACCUCGAAAUAUCCAAACUUUAUAUUACAAUAAAGC
Messenger RNA from Drosophila hydei, 684 nucleotides. RefSeq lists its product as uncharacterized. The transcript has 3 exons. Lineage: Eukaryota; Metazoa; Arthropoda; Insecta; Diptera; Drosophilidae. The record is from RefSeq and is a predicted model, not a curated record. Bases 27 to 623 code for a protein of 198 amino acids.